Physella acuta is the source of this 2172-nucleotide messenger RNA. RefSeq names its product conserved oligomeric Golgi complex subunit 6-like. Gene Ontology annotation, biological process: intra-Golgi vesicle-mediated transport. The record is from RefSeq and is a predicted model, not a curated record. Lineage: Eukaryota; Metazoa; Mollusca; Gastropoda; Physidae. Gene Ontology annotation, cellular component: COG complex.
UCGUGUCAACAAACAUGGCGGAUAAAGACGAUAAAGAUCAGGUCUCUACUCUUUCCGCUACAAAUCCACUCUCAAGGAAGUUAAAUAAAAUAUUAGAAACACGCCUCGACAAUGAUAAAGAAAUGCUUGAGGCUCUUAAGGCUUUAUCAACAUUUUUUACUGAAAAUAAUCUUCGCAGCAGGAGGAACUUGCGAAGUGAUAUUGAGAAAAGAAGCCUUGGAAUUAAUGAAGAAUUUUUAACAGCCUUUCAAGUUGUUAAAGAGCAACUUGAUAGUGUUUACAGUGAUGUUCAAGCAAUGAAUGAAUGCUGCCAGGAUAUGACAAAUAGGCUAAAGGCUGCUAAAGCAAAAACAAAUCAUCUUAUAUCCCAAACUACUUCCCUCCAUAAUGAAAGUCAAAAGUUACAAGUAAAAGAGCAAGUGGCUAAUGCAUUCUUGGAUAAGUUUCAGCUGAAACCAGAAGAAAUUAAAAUUUUACGUGGAACAAGGGAUGGUGCCCUGCAUGCAGAUUUCUUCAAGGCACUAACUAGAGUGAAGCAGAUUCAUAGUGACUGUAAAUUUCUUUUGCGUACAAAUCAUCAGACUGCAGGCCUAGAAAUAAUGGAAUCUAUGGCCCUGCAUCAAGAAUCAGCCUAUGAAAGGUUAUACAGGUGGACACAAAAUCAGUGUCGUCAAGUGACGCAGGACACACCAGAUGUUAGUUAUUUGCUUUGCCAAGCUAUUGAAGCUCUGCAGGAUAGACCUGUAUUACUUAAGUAUUCACUAGAUGAAUUUGGUAAAGCCAGGAGAAGUGCUGUGGUCCGAGGAUUUAUAGAUGCAUUGACUAGGGGAGGUCCCGGAGGUACGCCUAGACCUAUUGAACUUCAUUCCCAUGAUCCCCUGCGUUAUGUUGGUGAUAUGCUUGCAUGGCUACAUCAAGCUUCGGCUUCAGAAAAAGAAUAUCUUCAAUCUUUACUCAAGAAUUGUACAGAAAGUAGUGUACAAAUGGAUGAUGUUCUUGGAAACAUAACUGAAGGAGUUUGUACACCAUUUAAGGUGAGAGUUGAGCAAGUUUUGGUAUCAGAACAAGACCCUGUUACCCUAUACAAGCUGGACAAUUUGCUCAAAUUUUACCACCACACUAUCAGUCAGAUAAUCAGCAGUGAGACAGCCUUGUUGUUGGUUAUAGCAGAGAUCCAGGACCUCAGCCAUCGCAUGUUUUUUAAUAGCCUGACUAGCCAUGCAAACAAGUUACUGGACAAGGUUGAACUUCCCCCAUCAGACCUAGGCCCUACAGCAUCACUGACUCAGACUUUACAGCUUCUGAGAGAUGUACUGGCCUGUCAUGACGCUUCUGUUGUUCCUAUUGAUGACAAGAAGCAAGACUACAAACAGAUCCUGGCUUGUGUCAUCGACCCACUGCUCCAGAUGUGUUCUGUCUCAGCAAGCAGACUGACCACUGUAGAUAUGGCAGCGUAUAUGGUCAACUGUAUCCAUCUGAUGAACUCAACUCUUGCGCUGUAUGAGUUCACUGAUACUAGACUGGAGAUGUUGCAUGCUCAGACUGAUGCUCAUGUGGAUACCCUUGUUGGUGAGCAAGCAUCGUACAUUUUAAAUAGAGUCGGACUCGCACAAAUGUAUGGAUCUAUACAACAGCAUCGGCCAGAAAAGGGUCCAUUAUCAUCUAUAUCAGGGCUGGAUGAGUUAGCAAUCAAAUCUGCUAUGAACAAGUUUGACAGUUAUCUGGCCCAACCAGAUAGUUUAACUUUACCACAGUGCAGUUUUAUACUUAGUUCAAGUGUCAGGGAAUCAGCUAAAAAGAGAACAGUGGAACUGGUAUGCCAAGCUUAUAAGGAAAUCUACAAAGCAAUUUUGGAUCCUUUGAAUGGUUACAAAGAUAGUUUAAACAUUGUGCCAAGGACACCAGAACAAGUUGUUCAUUUACUCAUGUAAAACUUUACUGCCAUUAAAAUUAUUUUUUUUACGUUGAUACAUUUAAAAAUUAAGAUGUGAUUGUUUAUAAUUUAUAACUGAGCUGGUCUUUACUGUAACUAGUUAAUCAAGGUAUCUUUAAAGUUACUUAUGUUACUAGAUUUUCAGUUAUCUUUAGUCUGAUUAAGUUUCAUAUUUGAGCCAAUUCAUUGUUGUGAUAAUGGUUUGUAAAUAUUGGGAAAUAAAAUUGAUACUGCUAUUA